AUGGGUAAAGAAUUGAGAGCUUUAACAUAUAGUAAGAUAAGAAUCUGCAACUAUAAUGACUUUUCUGACGAAGUACACUUACAAAUUGUCAGCACACACGAGACUCCAGCCACUAAGGUCCUAACACCUCACAUUGCAAAAACCAACACUGGCCAAUACGUUACCAAGCCCAUAAGCACUGCAAAGUUCAGACACCCAACUAUUUUCAGAGACACAGCAGAAGAAACUGGCAUAGACCCAGAUGGGGAAACUGCAGACUCUGGUCCAAAAGUGACCGUCUCAUCCGGGUUCGGAGUGCUCGGAUUUGAAGGAAUGGUUGUGGGUAUGGAAGAUCCAGUUGAAGAAGGCACAGCACCUCCAGGAGAAGGAAAGAGAGGAGCAAUGUCUGGUGACAGUUCUGUAUCCGGAGAUAUUGGAGAACUAGGCAAUAGUGCAGGUGCGGCAGAAAUAGUGGGUGUCUCAGAUAUAGAUAAUGAAGGUGAGGCCAUGAAAGCUGUAAUGAAUACUACCAGAAAGCCAAAGGAGGCCAUCCAAAUGAUAAUGAAAUCAAGCACCCUUUUUAGAGACUCUUAA
Messenger RNA from Ilex paraguariensis (yerba mate), 573 nucleotides. Lineage: Eukaryota; Viridiplantae; Streptophyta; Magnoliopsida; Aquifoliales; Aquifoliaceae. The record is from the annotation of a GenBank genome assembly.